AUGCCACGUCGUUCAACACAUUCUACAAAGUCCGGGAAGCUCCAAGUUGAGAGGCUUGAGCGGAAAUGCCGCUAUUGCAAGACCUAUCGAAGUGCGCAAGGUUUCGAUAAGCAUGAAGCUUGGUGUAAGAAAACUUCGAUGAUCAGGAAAGAACUUCCGGAGCGCACACAUUCAAAUCCCAAUGAAAUUCAAGUCGAUGCGACACCAUUGACCUUGCCAGCAAUACCCUUAAGUUCUCGUGUGGAUUUUGGUGCCAACAAUGAAUUUGUUGAAGGGUCUAGCUUAGUGCCCAUGGACGUUGAUUAUCCGUCACCAGAGUUGAAUACUCAAGAGCCUACUAAUGGCCGUGAGACCAUGUACGGACCCCAUCUACCACAGGAAUACAUUAAAAUUAUUCCGCAUCCUCAUUCAUGGGAUCCGACCACAAAGAUAAUUGCCCUGAAUCACGCGAACCCAGUUUCUCAUUCAGAAUGUCCAACUUACAUGCCCCAGCCCGAGCCUCAUCCUUGGGCUCCAUUCAAAAACCUUGGUGAUUUUGAAUACACAGAGACGGCUAUAAUGGGUUUGUUACCCAAGUGGAUCAUCAACAAGCAACUAGCCGGCCUCAAUUCCAAUUGGGCGGAAGGAAGCCAUCUUACUAUUAAGAACUUUACAGAAAUGGACAAUGUCCUUUCCAAGGCUUGUAAAUACUUUGUUCAGUUCAAGCAUGACAUUGUGACUGCAUUAUACCAGGAUCCAUGGGAAUGGAUCUUAUCGAUUAUCCAAGACGAGUCCUUAGCACCAAUGGCCAUGUGGAAUGCGGUCCAGAAGUAUCACUGUGCUGGCGACUUUGAAGAACAAAUUUAUGACGAACCAAACACAGCUGUCUGA
Laccaria bicolor S238N-H82 is the source of this 870-nucleotide messenger RNA. RefSeq lists its product as uncharacterized. Lineage: Eukaryota; Fungi; Basidiomycota; Agaricomycetes; Agaricales; Hydnangiaceae. The transcript is spliced from 5 exons. Bases 1 to 870 code for a protein of 289 amino acids. The record is from RefSeq and is a predicted model, not a curated record.